UCCCCGCCCGGAAGUGAUUGGUUGGCAUAGGCAACGUUUUGGUCUAUUUUAACGGGGUUCUCUGUCUCUGAAUACAAAAAUUAAAGGGAAUAAUUCCUCAAAGGACUUCAAAACCUUUUCAUCCUUUAAACCCACUCACCCCAAGUGGAGCGAGGAGCAAGUAGUACAAACUGCAAACAGGAUGACCAGCUCAUCUGCUCCCAGGAUGGUGAACAGUUACAAGAGGACUUCAAGCCCCAGAUCACCGACUAACAGUGGAGAGCUUUUCACCCCGGCUCAUGAGGAAAAUGUGCGCUUUAUACAUGAUACCUGGCAGUGUGUGCUCAGAGAUAUCAGAUCAACACAAAAUAGUGAACGUAACGACCGUGGACCACAGGAGUAUGUGGAGAAGAACCCGAAUCCUAACCUACAUUCUUUCACACCAGUGGACCUGAGUGACCUCAAAAAGCGCAACACACAGGACUCCAAAAAAUCUUAGUGUUUCCUGUGAUGCACUCAUCACUUUUUUUCUCCAUCCAUUAUCCUUAAGAACUUUUCAUUUAUCUGCUCUGUUACAGCCAGGAAAAUAAUGCAGAAUCUCAUUUCUCUACUAUGGACCAUAGCAACCCCUAUCUUUUUUUUACCCUCUCCAACUAAGAAGGAUAAAAACAACUGGAAAUUCAAGGGGCACAAAUACUCCUCCUUUUUUUAUUUUUUUUUUAUUUUUUGUUCUCAGAGGCUAUCAAAGUCUACAUAUUACAUACUUAGUAUGAAUGGGACUGAUUGAUCUGUUGCUGAGGCACAAACUGAGGCCCAAUGGGACACAGAAGACUGAAGUCUUAAACAAAAGAGUAGUACUACUUAAAUGACUUUUGAGACAAUUGUAAAAGGGCUGACUUGUUUGUUUGUAAGUAAAUUGCUAAGUCAUAGUUGUUAUUGAGCAGUCACAUUGGACACAAACAAUUAGGAAAGUUUUGGAAGCCAAAAUACAAUACAGGCCACCAUUUUUAUUACUUUUUUUUGUUGUUGUUUUGUUUUUGUUAUAUUUUUUUGCCCUUGGUGGACUUUAUUGCCUAGAGAAUGAAAGGAUGCAGCCCUUGGUUAACCCCUAUCCUUAAAGCCUUGACACAAAAUGUUGAAUAAAAGACUUUUACAAUAUGUUUUUGGUUUUGGAACAUUGUUAAUAACAAUCUAAAGCUGCAUCACUUUUUGAUUUACUCGUCAAAGAAUGGAAAUAAAGCAAUAAAUGUGUUACA
Messenger RNA from Austrofundulus limnaeus, 1235 nucleotides. It is a transcript of the gene mcrip1, whose product is annotated as MAPK regulated corepressor interacting protein 1. The coding region runs from base 182 to 478 and encodes 98 amino acids. The record is from RefSeq and is a predicted model, not a curated record. The transcript has 5 exons. Lineage: Eukaryota; Metazoa; Chordata; Actinopteri; Cyprinodontiformes; Rivulidae.